AUUCUACACCGCUACCUUUGACAACACACCGGUUACAAAUGCUGUGUUUUGAUUGGUCAAUCGCCCCACAAAUGGUGGAUUUAAAAGUAAAUGUCGACGGCAAAGAUAUCGCUUCUGAUGGAGAAUCCUGAUCACCAAAUGCAUUUGAUAUCAACAUCUUGAUGGAAGAAGGAUGAAUUUGGAUUCUGUCGUUGAUCUAAUGUGAACUUAAACUCUGUAAUUUACCUGGCACCAGAAAGUGAAAUAACUCCACAAUGAAUCCCAGACAUUUUAAUAUGUCUGCAAGUAAUUCUUUUAUGCAGAAACAUACUGUGGACAAAGCCUUUCAGAGCCUCCUGGAGGAAAGUGUCAUAUAUGAAGGUCCAAUUAUUCAUAAGAGAUAUCUUUCGAAUCGACCUGAUUUAAACUUGUCGUCUGCAAGAGUAGAUCUCUUCUCUUCAGUCAAAAAUAAAACGUUUGAUAUGGGCUGGCGCCAAGAGGUUGCAAAGAAGUCCAUGUCUUUCUCACAGAACCAGUCACAUAUGUCCAGUUUUCAAACUAACCACAGUAGCUGGAGAAAUGUAUCUAACAGUCAUAAUGUUGGCAACCAUACCACGAGGGUUGUUUCAAAGAAGCCAACUUUAUCACCACAUCAGGAAUCGCCAUCUGUCUUGAGAAAGAAAUCACCUGCUAAGAUUUCUUCCUUUAAGAUGCCGCCACCAAAAAAUAAUCCAUCUUUCAGAAUUCACCAACAUGACGCCAAAAGAUUAGAGAAGCAUUUAAGCGAAACUAGCAAGCAUAACUUGAGGUCACAAGCAAGAGAUUUAGUGACAAACUUACAGCCUCGUGUGUUGGUAAAAGAUGUGAGAAAAUCAGGCAAGACAAGUCCAAAGAAACAAAGGGCUUCUGAUGAUGCCAAAAAGACCAAACACAGAUCACCACAAGCCACGAAAGAUGCAAAAGAUUUGCACAAACGACCACCACAAAAGAAAAAUUUAGUACAAAGCAUGCAAUCACAUGAAAUGGUAAGUGACAUUCAGAAGCAGAAGCUGAGGUCUUUUGCUGCUAAUCAGAAAGGUAAAUACAAUUCCGAGUCAACCGCCAGUUCAGAAACUUCUUCUUCUGAAGAUCCUGCCGUUAGUAAUAAAAGGAAGAGAAGUAGUCCGAUCAAAUCGCUAGCUGAACCAAAUCCUAAAAGACAAAAAGUACCACAUGUAAAAAAACCUGACCCCAAAGCACAAAAGUCUGAAACUUUAACAACAAAACCUAAUACAAAAUUACAGAUACCUGUAAGAAGAUCAUUGAGAACUGAACAGAAAGAACAGUCAUCUGUGCCAAAAUCUAAAUCCCCAUCAAAGCCGCUUCCAAAAUCCACCACCGUUGAACGAUUUUUAGACAAAUGGAUUGCUUACGAAGACAAAAAUGAAAUUUUUAUCAAAGGUCAUAUUAAGGACGGCAGCCCAAAUACAUUCUGGAGAAGCACCCCCGUUGUAAGGCGAAUCGAAAACUAUGUAUUGGAGACACAGUCAGGAACAAACUGUAUUAUAUCAGGAUCACCAUAUAAAUCUGCAAUGUUAAGCAAAGGUUAUACUCAGGAUAUAAUUAAUUAUUUUAAGAACGGCUUCCCUAUCAACUGGAAGUCUCUUCUGCAAAGAAACCUUCCAUCAAACAGUAAAACCACUGAGAAAAACCAAAAGCUUGAUGAAGAAAGACCAAGAAAACUCCAUGAUAGAGUGGCCAAAAAUUUGAAAGCUAUUGAAAAUAAGACCCCUACACCUGAAACAGCUUCUACCUCAGCUGAGAAUGACAUACCUUCUGAAAAACCUUUGCAAGAAGAAAGUUCUCUCUCAGAUGAGAUCUCCAAUUGCAGCGACGACGAUGAAUUGACGGAAAUGGAGAGUACGGCGACUGAUUUGUUAAAACUUCUGGAAUUUAGGGACAAAAACAAUGUAUUCACCUGUCACCUGAAUAAUAUUGAAAAUUCUUCCGGCUCUAGGAACUCAAAUAAUUAUUUUGUAAAGUCGAAAAAUGUGCCUCAGCAAAAUGGGUACGCGGAAAAUGAUAAAUCUAAGGGCAGGCAUGGCUCUAGCCGAUCACAGCAUAAGAAACAGACAACGGACAAGGAGUUGACAAUGAAGAAGCAGCAAACAGUUGAAGCUUCUUUGGAUUCUGAAAGUUCUGAGGAAAGUGGUUUGUCUGAUAGUGAUUAUAAGGAUAAACCUAAGAGGAAUAGGGUGGAAAAAAGGAAACCUGCAUCUCCUUCAAAAACACGUCAGUCUUCAUUGAAAAGAAAACAUUUAUCCCCAACAAAAGGUGUAUCUCCGAAAAAACAGAAACCACAUAAUCCUAGAAGCAGGAAAAGCUCGUCACCUUCCAAAAAAAACACUAAAACAAGAGUUUCGGCAAGUUCAAAUGCGAAUACCAGGAGCACAAAUGAUGAAUCGACUUCCGAAUAUGAUGCGGUACCAGUGACCAAAGGUGUAUCUCCGAAAAAACAGAAACCACAUAAUCGUAGAAGCAGGAAAAGCUCAUCACCUUCCAAAAAAAACACUAAAACGAGAGUUAGGGCCAGUUCAAAUGCGAAUACCAGGAGCACAAAUGAUGAAUCGACUUCCGAAUAUGAUGCGGUAUCAGUGACCAAAUCAAAUAAACCAAGCAAAAAGCCCGGUCGGGAUUCGUCUUCACGGAAUAAGACAAAGGAGACGAGUACUAAAUCUAGAAAGUCCACUGCUGAAAAAAAAAAGGAAGGAAUUUGGAGCGACACAGAGAUGAAAACCAUGAGGAGAGCCAUGAAUAAAUUAUCCGCGUUGGAUCCAAAGUUCUGGUCGAAGGUUGCCCAAAAGGUUGGGAAAUCGGCGACAGAAUGCAGGAACCAGUACUACAACCAUGGAUUACAACCAGAAAAAGAAGCACAGACUGCUAAGACAAAAAAAUCUCGGAAACCUCCCGAACCCGAGGCUGACGAAAACGAAGCAGAAGAUCCCGAAGACGAUUUUGACGAUGAUUUGUUCGAAUCGGAAAAUGUGAGGAAAAAAACCAAGAAUUUAAAUUUUAAUCCAGAAGAUAAAUUAGAGGACAUAUUUGGGGACUUGUGUGCGUUCACGCCACGUCCGUCGUCCGAUCCUAAUUUCCAGUCGUCAAUGAGCAAAUUUUUCUUAACACCAGUGUCAGAGAGGCAUACACCAGCUUCAUCGUUCUCAGACCUGGAAGUCAAAAUAGACUGGGAUAAUGCCACUCACUGCAUUAAAAAUUUUAAAAAGAAUCAGAAGAAAGGUGCUGGCCGCUUGAAAAUGAUCAAUAAAAAACUUGAUCUCCAGAAUUUGCAGGGACCUAAAAAAGUGAAAUCACUCGACCUUGUGGCCGAGUUGAACAAACUUAAUGAUAUCCCGAUGAAACCAAAAGCCAAUGCAGUUGAAGACUCUGAUCAUCUCUCUUAUUUCUCCGACAGCGACGCGAAUUGAUUGGCGAGAUAGAUCGAAGAACCCUCAACCACACACACAGAGGUGUGCAUGCGUGCCUCUUGUGUUAUUCUACCCUGUCUGUUUCCAUUUAGUUUCUGUGAUUGGGUUCCUUCAUACACACUCCCCACCGUUUCAUCCCAUCUCAUCGUAUUUGGUGAUGUAUUAUAUUUACUUUCUGUGAAAAUAUAAUUAACAAGACUGCUUCCAACUGAAACAAGGUCUGCAAAAAAAAGAUAAUGUUCUUUUCAGUUCCUACGUGAAGUGAUCUCAUUCCAUUCCGUCAUCAUUAAAUACUCAUUCAUAACAGAACAAAAAAAAAAACCAUCAGAAUUUCAUUCCUCACCUGUCUUGUCUUUGAAGAAUUUAUUAAUCAUCACACGAAAUGCGACAAGUCUAAAACCAGUCAUUCGCCCUGCAAAACAGGUUGACACCAUUUCAUUUGAUUCCAUUUAACUUUCGGUGCUCCAUAUUAUCAGGAGUAUGAAUGCUAAAGUACCCUGUUUUCACUGCCAUUUAAACUGGAAAUUGCAUUCUUAAUUGAAAGAAAUCAUUAAUUGUUCUUAAUUUUUUUUAAACGCUUUUAACCAACAAACUUUUAGUUCUGGGGUCAAUUUGUUUGACUAAAGGUGGUGCUCCAGCAUGGCCACAGUCAAUGUUUGUUGUAUGUUAAAAAUGGCAGUUUAGUAAUUCUCCUUUGACGGAGAAUUCUAACAAGAAUAUAAGAAAAAAAAACCCUCCCCAAAAACACCCAUUUCGCAUUCUGAAACCUCAUUGCAUGUGUAUAUGUGUAUAUGAGUGAGUGGACAAAUGGAAGAAAAUGGCACUCAACACAUGUGGUAGAAUGGAGUUGUAUGUAGUGUUUGAAACAGUUUGAUUCAGCUCCAUGUGACUUGGAGCUUCAUGGGUCUCUGACAGAAACCUGUUUUGUUCAGGCAUAGAUUAUCGAAUCUGGUAAUCUCUAUCUGAAGGAGACAGGUUUCUGUUAGUGGCCCAUGAAACUUUGAGUCACAUAGAGCUGCAACAGGUUGUUUCGGAUAAUAUAUAUAUAUAUGUGUGUGUGUAUGUUUGGAUAUGAGGGCGAAUGGCCUAGGGGUUGGCAUGUUGCAUUCAUGAUCUGGCUAUCGUGAUUUCAAUUCCUAGACCGGGUGGUGUGUUGUGUUCUUGAGCAAAAUACUUCAUCUCACGUUGCUCUGCGGUGACUUCAACACCUGAUGCAUGGCACACCGUGCAGUUGUUCAGACAAUGUCGAUUUGAUGGAGAAAGUGAGCUGAUGUGCAGCAUGAACAUUUGAUCACUAUAAGCAAAUCGUUUGUGCAAGUCGUUCGGCAAAAGCUGAAUGCUUGUUUGUUGUCUUCGACAGGAGAGUCCAUCUUAUAUAUAUACAUAUAUAUAUAUAUAUAUAUAUAUAUAUACAUAUAUAUAUUUGUACUUUUUAUCAUUAAUUGGCAAAAGUUACAAAGUGAUGCAUGAAAUUCUUGGCCCCCUUGAGUCACUUUAUAAUUUCUGCAGAUUAAUUAUAAAAAAAACAUACACAUAUAUAUUAUAUAUAUAUAUAUAUAUAUGGAGCAAAUGAAACACAGAAUUCUGUUUUCUUGUUUGUGUAACCAAACUUGUAUAGAUACACACACGCACAUACACACAUAGACACACACACACACAUGCAGUGUGUUCCUAUUCAGAAACAUAUGCAUAGAUAUUCGACAAAACUUCACCCCAAUAAACAAGAAAUGUGGGAACCAUUAGAAUGAAAUUGGUAAAGUGACUUCACAUUUUCUUGUGUUCUUAAUUCAAGUUUUUUAAUUUUCAUCAUUUAUUGUUUCUAAUUCAUCCAUUUGUAAAUAUUUCAACUAUUUCGCAUAAAUAAAGUUAAUUAGUUAUAAA
This is a messenger RNA of Octopus sinensis (East Asian common octopus), 5321 nucleotides long. Its product is annotated as mis18-binding protein 1. NCBI's taxonomy places the organism in Eukaryota, Metazoa, Mollusca, Cephalopoda, Octopoda, Octopodidae. The record is from RefSeq and is a predicted model, not a curated record. Bases 255 to 3440 code for a protein of 1061 amino acids. The transcript has 15 exons.